Messenger RNA from Tachysurus vachellii, 2566 nucleotides. It is a transcript of the gene trabd2a, whose product is annotated as TraB domain containing 2A. Gene Ontology annotation, molecular function: metalloendopeptidase activity. Bases 391 to 1926 code for a protein of 511 amino acids. The record is from RefSeq and is a predicted model, not a curated record. Lineage: Eukaryota; Metazoa; Chordata; Actinopteri; Siluriformes; Bagridae. Gene Ontology annotation, cellular component: membrane. Gene Ontology annotation, biological process: negative regulation of Wnt signaling pathway. The transcript has 7 exons.
GUCUCAGUGAUGCUCCAGUCUUCAUUCACUCCCCUCGCGCAGACAAACGCGGAGCUGAUGCGCGGUUUGUUCACGGUUUGAAGUUGGACCUGUUUCUGACCUGUUGCAUGACGCAAGCUGUGUACAAUACCAACCCCUGUGUUCCCGGGCUGCUUAGAUGUUCGUCCAACUCCACUGUCAUGUAGUUCAGAUAGUAAAAAAAGUUUUUUUUUCUUUAAGGUAGAGGAAAAUAAAUAAGGCACGUGCAUGUAAACAGUGAUAGUGAGACACGCGUUUGACAGCAUGGCGGAAACGCACCGGAUUCCCGUCACACCGGAGCCCUGAGAGCGGACAGCAGCGGGAUAUCAGUCCGUGGAAGAUCAACCGGAAAGCGUGAAGCGCGGAGCCGCAAUGGUGCUCACGCGGUGCGCGUUCAUGCGCGCGUGUCUCGCGCUACUCAUGCAAGCCAGCCAGUGGAGCGCCAGGGAGAGCUCGAGCUGCGACCUCAACAGGAAGCAAAGUGAGCUCAAUUCCUUCCUGUGGACAAUUAAGCGUGACCCACCGUCGUAUUUCUACGGCACCAUCCACGUGCCCUACACAAGGGUUUGGGACUACAUCCCAGAGAACUCAAAAAAAGCCUUCCAGGAGAGCAAUAUUGUGUACUUUGAACUGGACCUCACUGACCCGUACACUAUUUCAGCACUGACGCGGUGCCAGCUGCUACCGCAAGGUGAGAACCUGCAGGACGUUCUGCCGAGAGACAUUUACCGCCGCUUGAAGAGGCAUCUGGAGUAUGUCAAGCUCAUGAUGCCAUCGUGGAUGACUCCAGAUCAGAGGGGAAAGGGUCUGUAUGCUGAUUACCUAUUCAACGCCAUUGCAGGUAACUGGGAGCGCAAACGACCUGUAUGGGUCAUGCUCAUGGUGAACUCGCUGACUGAGGCGGACAUUAAGACGCGUGGUGUUCCAGUGCUGGACCUCUACCUGGCUCAGGAGGCAGAGAGGAUGAAGAAGAAGACGGGAGCGGUGGAGAAGGUUGAGGAGCAGUGCCAUCCUCUCAACGGGUUGAACUUCUCCCAGGUGAUCUUUGCCCUGAAUCAGACGCUGCUUCAGCAGGAGAGUCUCCGGGCCGGGAGUCUGCAGGUCCCCUACACCACUGAGGAUCUCAUUAAGCACUACAACUGUGGUGAUCUCAACUCCAUCAUAUUCAACCACGACACUUCACAGGUGCCCAACUUCAACAACGUCACUCUGCCUCCUAGUGAACAGAUCACAGCUCAGGAGAUUGACAGCUACUUCCGUCAGGAGCUCAUCUACAAGCGCAAUGAGCGGAUGGGCAAGAGGGUCAAAGCUCUGAUGGAGGAGCAUCCUGACAAGAGCUUUUUCUUCGCUUUCGGUGCAGGUCACUUCCUGGGCAACAACACUGUGAUCGAUGUUCUGAGAAGCCAAGGCUACGAGGUGGAGCACACGCCAGCUGGCCAGCCCAUUAGCAGUGGCAAAAGAUCCAGCCAUCCUACAGACAGAGAGGAUGACAACGCAUCAGAUGUGGAGUCACCAAUUGAAGCCUUCUUUCAUGAAGACCAAGAAUGGCGUCCCAUGGAGGAAGAGGAGGAUACUCCGCCCCAUUUGCUGCUCCCGGACAGCUUGGAGCUUCUUGAGAAGGUGGAGCGCAAGCUGAAGAAGAAACGGCGCAACAGGCUAAAGAAGCAACGUCACCGGCAGUUUAACGACCUCUGGGUCCGCAUGGAGGAAAGCACAACGCUAGAACCACCUCAGCCGGUCGUCCGCAUCAUAAACGGCUACAUCGCGGUCCAGUCCGAUUCACAAGCUCAUGGAAGGUCCGAUCACGACAGGACAUUUUCAGGCUCCGCUCACACAAAGGGAGGGGCUUCCUUCACCAUGCUGAUAUUGUGCCUUCAGGUCAUGGUGCUUCUUGGCUUAAACCUUUAAAGCAUCUACGUGACCUCGAGCUUGACCUUGUGACGUCCCACGCUUCAGAAAGACUCUCAGAGUGAAGAAAAAGAUGCUGUACAAUUCUCCUUUAAAGAGUUCUUCAUUUUCUGAAGGACUGCAACUGUUUCACUGCAAUCGAGUGCAGACUCUGUAAAUACCAAAUGUAUCAUAGAUGUAAUUUAGAGACAUGAAUAAAAAUGGAUGCUUUUUGUUCAUUUUUAUAUAUAAAUAAGAUUCACUAUAUUUUUGUGACUAAAUGACGUACUAACAAACAUUUUUUUUUUUUAUAUCCCAUAACUCCCUUAUUCAGGGAAAGCAAUGCUUCACUAUUUACAUCCUCUAAUGUGUUUGCUUUUUUAUUACAAGGAGUUUAUUUGUUUAAUUUAUUAAAUAUAUAGCUUUAGUUAAAUCUUAUUAUUAUUAUUAUUAUUAUUAUUAUUAUUAUUAUUAUUAUUAUUAUUAUUAUUGUGUUCUGACAGCUCUUUCUGGUUCAGACCGGCUCUUUUUUCCGUGCUUUCUAAAGAUUUUCCGUACGACUGUCAUACACUAGAACACAUUCCGAUAACAUACAGUACAUAUGUGGCACCGAGUUAUGAUUAUGUGAUUGAAAAUGCAAUAAACUAUUUAUCUAGUUAAA